UUUAAUCUCUUAAUUAUAAGGUGAGUACUUCAGUAUAAAUGUUUUACAUGGGUCCUAUAUACAAUUUAUAUUUGUACUAUAACGUCCAUUAAAAACCACAAUAAAUAAAUAUAGAAUCAUUGAAAGCAGAAAAGAAAUCGCAUGCAUACAUCACAUAAUAAUUUCAACACACAUUUUAGUUUAAUUAAACGCGUACGUUUGUCACAAAGUUGUAGAAUAUAAUUUCAAAAAACGGAACGUAUUGAGAAAAAGAAAAAACAGUUCGAAAAUGCCUACAAAGCAGGAAUUAAUGGACAUGAUGGAUAAUCGUUUGCCGGGUGAAACACUGCCAUUAAGUGAUAGCGCAUAUAGAGAGCCUCCAGCAUAUCCAGAUUUAGAAAGAGUUUCCUAUGCCAGCCAACAACAUAGGGAAUAUCAUCAGCAACAACAACAAUUUUUACCGCAGCAAGUCUAUACAAUACGUCAACCAGAGGCCAUAACAGUUCAACCUACUCAGUUUGGAACUCGUUCCCAUUUGGCCUAUUGUCCCUCGUGUCAUGCCACCCAGAUGACGCGUUGUGAAUAUCAAAGUGGUAUGAUGACUCAUAUUAUCGCAACUAUUUUGUGUUUUACAACGUAUGUUUUUUAUUCCUUCUACUGGAAAUUUUACGUUUUAUACUUUCAUCCAUUAGAUGCUGCUGUUGUUUGCCAUACUUUUUUAAUAAUUGCAAGAGUGCUCGCCAUUACUGUAGCAAUUGUGGCAGUUAUUUGGGGGCUCAUACAAAAUAAGUGCAACAAAAUUUUGCAAAUCUAUACAUUUAAGUUUUAUUUAUUGUUAAAAAUAAUUCAAAUUUAUUUUUUUAGCUAUUAUUCAAAGUGUUUUAAUUGUUGUCAUCUUGAAUUAUUAUUUUGUUCACUACAUUGAGAUUAGAAUUAAAUUUUAAAUUCUAGUUCCAGUACUAUACUGGUUCUGUUCAAGUUCAGUUCUGGUUCUGUUCUAGUUCAGUUCCAGCU
This is a messenger RNA of Lucilia cuprina (Australian sheep blowfly), 993 nucleotides long. RefSeq names its product lipopolysaccharide-induced tumor necrosis factor-alpha factor homolog. The coding region runs from base 269 to 904 and encodes 211 amino acids. Gene Ontology annotation, molecular function: zinc ion binding. The record is from RefSeq and is a predicted model, not a curated record. The transcript has 2 exons. Lineage: Eukaryota; Metazoa; Arthropoda; Insecta; Diptera; Calliphoridae.